GAAACCCAUUCACCCAUCUACACGUCACUCCUUACACGAUUUCUACGAACCCAAACACCCCCCAACCCCCCACAAUGCCUCCCAAGGCCCCCAAACGAGCCCUCGCCACCGACAACUCUGCUACAGCAAAGAAGCGCAAGGUUGGAGAGAAAGCUAAGAAUGACCGGCUGGCGAAGUUCUCGCAGGCUGCUCCUCCGAGCAGCUUCGAAGAGGAAUUGAUGAACCUCUCGCAGGAGAUCACCGAUUUGAAGGAUGGCGGUGCCGAGAGGGACCAGAAGUGGAGUAGACCGGCCGUGGACGAUAAGUUUGACCCGCAGACGCAUAGCCUUCUAUUCCAGCAGAUCGAUGUCGAGGAGGGAAAUCACGCGGGAAAACAUGCUAUCCGCUUGUUCGGAGUCACAGAGGAAGGACAUUCGGUUCUGCUACACGUCACGGAUUUCAUGCACUACCUCUUCGUCGCUGCACCCAUGAGUUUCACACAAGACAACGUCGAAGGAUACAGAAGAUGGCUGGACAACAAGCUCUCCAACAGCAUCGACCCGGUGGUCCACAAAGUCGAGAUUGUCAUGCGAGAGAACCUCUACGGCUUCACCGGGAACCAGAAGUCUCCGUACCUCAAGAUUUCGGUUGCCGAUCCGAAGAAUAUCAGUCGAGUGCGUGCGUUGAUCGAAAAAGGCGAAGGGAAUUACAGUAGGAUGUGGCCCAUCACUGAUACCGGUCUGAUGACGUUCGACAAUAUUCAGUAUGUCAUGCGGUUCCUGGUAGACACCAAGAUCGCGGGAAUGAGUUGGGUGGAGGCGCCUGCCGGAACCUACAAUAUGGUGACUGGGAACAACAAGGCGUCGAAUUGCCAGCUCGAGGCUCAGAUCAACUACAAGGAUUUGAUCGCCCACAGUUUCGACGGCGAGUAUGCGAAGAUGGCACCGCUGCGGAUCCUGUCUUUCGAUAUCGAGUGUGCGGGUAGAAAGGGAAUCUUUCCGGAGCCGCAGCAUGACCCCGUGAUUCAGAUCGCCAACAUGGUGACUCGAUACGGAGAGGACAAACCCUUCGUGCGGAAUGUUUUUUGUCUGGACACCUGCUCGCCAAUCAUAAAUACCCAGUUGCUCGAGUUCAAGGAUGAACGGACGAUGUUGAUUGAAUGGAAGAACUUCGUGCAGCGGGUUGACCCCGACGUGAUCAUCGGUUACAACACGUCCAAUUUCGAUAUGCCAUAUCUCUUGGAUCGAGCGAAGCAUCUGAAGGCCGCCGUGUUCCCGUUCUGGACCAGACUGUUGAACAUGAAGACGGAGGCGAAGGACUCCAACUUCUCCAGCAAGCAGAUGGGCAACAGGGAAACAAAGACGACCAACACCAACGGUAGACUACAGAUCGACCUGCUGCAGGUCAUCCAACGUGAUCACCAGCUGCGUUCGUACACGUUGAACUCGGUUUCCGCACACUUCCUGGGCGAACAGAAGGAAGAUGUUCAUCACAGCAUGAUUACCGAGCUCUUCAACGGUACCUCGGAAACCCGGCGUCGUUUGGCCGUCUACUGUCUCAAGGACGCCUACCUUCCACAGCGAUUGCUGGACAAACUGAUGUGCUUGAUCAACCUCACGGAGAUGGCUCGUGUCACUGGUGUCCCAUUCAACUAUCUGUUGGCCCGUGGACAGCAGGUCCGGUUCCUUUCCCAAAUCUUCCGGAAAGCCCUCGAGCAGAAUCUCGUCAUUCCGAACCUGCGACAUCAGGGGUCCGAGGAGCAAUACGAAGGUGCAACUGUCAUCGAUCCGACCAGGGGAUACUACAACGUGCCGAUUGCCACCCUAGAUUUUGCGUCCCUUUACCCGAGUAUCAUGCAGGCCCAUAACCUUUGCUACACAACCCUCCUCAAGAAAGAGACCGCCGUGCGACUCAAAUUGAAGGAAGGUGAGGACUACACAGUCACACCGAACGGUGACUGGUUCGUCAAAGCCACACAGCGUAAGGGUAUGGUACCGCUGAUUCUGGAGGGUUUACUGGGCGCCAGAAAGCGAGCCAAGAAUGAGCUCAAGAAGGAGACGGAUCCGUUCAAGAAGGCUGUGCUGAACGGUCGACAGCUCGCGUUGAAGAUCUCGGCCAACUCGGUCUACGGUAUCACCGGUGCCACUGUCGGAAAGCUGCCGUGUCUCCAGAUCGCAUCCAGUGUUACGAGUUACGGCAGACAAAUGAUUGAAAAGACUCGGGAUGUGGUCGAAUCGCACUACACUAUCGCCAAUGGCUACGAGCACGACGCUCAGGUUAUCUACGGUGAUACCGAUUCGGUCAUGGUAAAGUUUGGACCGAAAGAUCUACCGACGGCGAUGAAAUUGGGACAAGAGGCUGCAGACCUCGUGUCGUCCAAGUUCAUCACACCCAUCAAGUUGGAGUUCGAAAAGGUUUACUUCCCGUACCUUCUGAUCAACAAGAAGCGAUACGCUGGGCUGUACUGGACGAGAACAGACAAGUACGACAAGAUGGACAGUAAGGGUAUCGAGACCGUCCGUCGUGACAACUGCAGGUUGGUGCAGGUUUGCAUCGAAACCGUGCUGAAGAAGCUGUUGAUCGAUCAGGAUCCGGAGGGCGCUCAGAGCUACGUCAAGAGUUUGAUUGCCGACCUCCUCCAGAACCGCAUCGACAUGUCGCAGCUGGUCAUCACCAAAGCCCUAUCGAAGGCGGACUACACGUCCAAGCAAGCCCAUACCGAACUCGUCGAGCGAAUGAAGAAACGAGAUGCUGGAUCCGCUCCCACCCUCGGUGAUCGUGUGGCAUACGUCAUUGUAAAGGGCGCGGGUGGAGCCAAAAACUACGAGAAAUCUGAAGACCCCAUCUAUGUGCUCGAGCACUCGGUCCCGAUCGACACCAAAUACUAUCUGGACAACCAGCUGGCAAAGCCACUUGGACGUAUCUUCGAGCCUAUCAUAGGUGAGCGUAAGGCUCAGCAGCUGCUGACUGGUGACCAUACGCGCACCAUCUCGAUCACCGCGCCAAAAGUUGGCGGCCUCAUGAAGUUUGCAAAGAAGACACAGACGUGCACGGGCUGCAAGGCCCCGCUGACCAAGAAGGGCCAAACGGAUGGUGCAGUCUGCGAGGACUGCCGUCCGCGCUUUGGCGAGCUCUACCAGAAGAGUUUAGCCAAAGUCAAUGAGAUGCAAGUGCGCUUUGGCAGACUGUGGACGCAGUGUCAACGUUGUCAGGGCUCCAUCCACUGCGAGGUCAUCUGCAGUAAUAAGGACUGUCCUAUCUUCUAUAUGCGCAUGAAGGCUAGGAAGGAUUUGCAGGACCGUGAGCAAGAGCUCAAGAGGUUCGAUCUUGAUGAGAUUUCGUGGUAGAUGGCUUGUAUUGUAUCAUUGUGCUUUCUGAGGACUUGUCAUUGUAUUUGGGACUUGCAUUUGGGAAUUUCUAAUUGUUGUUUUACUGAAUGUUUGGGAUCGUU
Messenger RNA from Tricharina praecox, 3430 nucleotides. RefSeq names its product DNA polymerase family B-domain-containing protein. Gene Ontology annotation, cellular component: delta DNA polymerase complex. The transcript is spliced from 4 exons. The record is from RefSeq and is a predicted model, not a curated record. Gene Ontology annotation, molecular function: DNA-directed DNA polymerase activity; DNA binding; 3'-5'-DNA exonuclease activity. NCBI's taxonomy places the organism in Eukaryota, Fungi, Ascomycota, Pezizomycetes, Pezizales, Pyronemataceae. Gene Ontology annotation, biological process: DNA-templated DNA replication; nucleotide-excision repair, DNA gap filling; base-excision repair, gap-filling. Bases 75 to 3326 code for a protein of 1083 amino acids.